UCAGCGAUGGCCAGCUCGGUGAAAACCUUCAUUUUCCUAGACCUGGAAGCUACUGGUCUACACGGAGACCUUCCCAAAAUCACAGAGUUGUGUCUGGUGGCCGUCCAUGUGUCCUCACUGAAGAAUCCAGCGACCGAUGACUCGGGGGAGACGCAGCUACCUCGGGUGAUGGACAAGCUUUGCCUUUGCGUGGACCCGGACAAGCCCCUUACUAAGGAAGCCUCCGAGAUCACCGGCCUGGACAACGAGCAGCUGAGCGACUGCGAGAAGAAGAAAUUCGACGACUGCCUCAUCAACACCGUCAUCGAAUUUAUAAAUCGCCAGGCCCAGCCGGUCUGCCUGGUGGCCCACAAUGGCUUUGACUACGACUUUCCCCUACUGAAGACUGAGCUUCUGCAACAGCAGCACGACUUGUCCAGCGCCAUCCUGUGUAUGGACUCACUCCAAGCCUUCCGAUCCCUUCAUGGUCAAGGGAGAGGAAAGCCGGGGUAUGUCAAAGUGAAGUUUAACCUGCCAGAAAUUUUCAGGCGGUUCUUCAGUAAGGAGCCCGACUUUUCCCAUUACGCGGAAGGCGACGUGCUGACCCUCAUCCUUGUCGUCAUCUGCAAAGCUGAAAGCCUUCUGGAGGCAGCAAAUUACAGAAGAUGGGGAGAGAUCAAGCCCAUGUACUAAUAACCGACCUUCUAUGUAGGAUCUAGAAUGUCACAUGGCCCCUUAUUCUCUCUCGUCCGC
Nanorana parkeri is the source of this 732-nucleotide messenger RNA. It is a transcript of the gene TREX2, whose product is annotated as three prime repair exonuclease 2. Gene Ontology annotation, molecular function: nucleic acid binding; 3'-5'-DNA exonuclease activity. Lineage: Eukaryota; Metazoa; Chordata; Amphibia; Anura; Dicroglossidae. The coding region runs from base 7 to 672 and encodes 221 amino acids. Gene Ontology annotation, cellular component: cytoplasm. The transcript has a single exon. The record is from RefSeq and is a predicted model, not a curated record. Gene Ontology annotation, biological process: DNA catabolic process.